UGGGAUUUGCGGCGGGCACCGAACCUUCCAGUUGACAAGAUGAGCCAAGUCCAGCACGAGACCAGCGUGACGUCGUCCUUGAAGAAGUCUCUCGCGGCUUCCUCCGGCGCCAUGAUGACCUCGCUCUUUGUGACGCCUCUGGACGUCGCCAAGGUGCGCCUCCAGGCACAGACGCAGACGUCGGCCUUCUCGACGACCGCGUCGUGCAAGACCAAGACGUCAUGCUUGUCCAAGUGCGUCCAGCACGCGCCGCGCAUCACGCCGUGCCGGUCGAUGCGCAACCCGCUUUUGGCCGCGGCGCCGAAAGCCCCGUGCAAGUUUCGCCAGAUGACCGUGCACUGCGUCCAGGCCAACUGCCACUCGUCGCACUUGCCAUUGAACGGCACGGUCGAUGCGCUGCGCCACAUCUUUCGCACCGAAGGCGCGCGCGGCCUCUUUGCCGGAUUGCCGCCGACGCUCAUGCUCUCGGUGCCCUCGACGGUCCUCUACUAUACGUCGUACGACCACCUCGUGCACGAAGGCGCGCAGAAGUUCCCCGAAGUCGCGUUUCUGAUGCCGCUACUCGCCGGCUCGAGCGCACGCAUCGUGGCCGCGACCAUUGUGUCGCCGCUCGAGCUCGUUCGCACGCGCAUGCAGGGCCACGGCACCAAGCUGCAGACGACGUCGCCCGGCGGCGUCCUCUCGACGCUCACCGGCGCCAUCAAGCAGAACGGCGUCCGGUCGCUUUACCGCGGCCUCAGCGCCACCCUCGCGCGCGACGUGCCUUUUAGCGCCAUCUACUGGACGUGUUUUGAGCAGUUCCGGAAGGCGCUCGAAGUGCGGUUUCCCGAGACGACCAAGAUCCAACAGUCGUUUUGCGCGGGGGCCAUGGCCGGCGCGAUCGCGGCGACGAUCACGACGCCCUUUGACGUGGUCAAGACGCUGCAGCAGGUCGACGGCAGCCUGAACCUUUCGACGACGCAAGUGCUGCGUCGGCUCGUGCGGACCCAAGGCCCGGCGGCAGUCAUGACGGGGCUCAGCGCGCGCCUGGCCAAGAUCGUGCCGUCGUGUGCCAUCAUGAUUUCGAGCUACGAGGUCGGGAAGCGGUACCUCGGCCUUGAAAACUGAGCGUUUCGUGUAGUUUAAUCGUCAACUAAUUAUCUUAUUCUGUUUCAAA
This is a messenger RNA of Saprolegnia diclina VS20, 1156 nucleotides long. RefSeq lists its product as hypothetical. NCBI's taxonomy places the organism in Eukaryota, Oomycota, Saprolegniomycetes, Saprolegniales, Saprolegniaceae. Bases 40 to 1107 code for a protein of 355 amino acids. The record is from RefSeq and is a predicted model, not a curated record. The transcript has a single exon. Gene Ontology annotation, biological process: mitochondrial transmembrane transport.